CAAGGGCUGAUUUGGUUGGUUUUGACCACUGCUUCCUCCACCAAGAGGCCCCUUCCCUCUGAGCUCACGCAAUUCUCUCAUCUCUCUCUCUCUCUUCCUGCUGCUUCAAUUCUCUUUUUCCCCAGAGCCCCUUCUUACUUUUUCACCUUCAAAAAUCUCGCCUCACCUUUCCGUUUGCUUUUCAUUUUGACUUUUUUAGUGUUUAUUUGUUCUUCAAAUCAAAUCUCACAAAUCACCAGUCUUGAAUUGCACAGUUUGGUCUUCGAAAUUUGAUUCAUACAAGACUAGCAAAGAUCAAAACUUUGUUGCAAAGCUGAAGAAACCAUUGCUGUCAGGAAGAAAUAAUAAAACCUGGUUAAGCUUUAAGUUUCAUAUUUAAGAUGGGAUGUUUCACAGUUUUGAAGAAUAAGAAGAAGAAAUCUGGGCAGACCACUUAUGUUAGACACGUGAACCCUCAGGAACAUUCACCAACUACAUUGCCUGAACCACAGAUCCGAACCCGCACUUUGCAGUCUGCACCCCCAAGUUUUAGGACCAGAGUAAUACCUGUUCAGCCAAUAAACAAUGUAACAAGCAAUAGAACAAGGGCAUUGUCUGCCCCGUCAAGCUUCAAUGAAAAAGUUGGUCUUUCUUCAAUGGAAUGUGAGGAACAGGAAGAGUCCAAGGGCCGGAUUGGAUCAAUGAAGGAACAACGCCCCCCAAGUCCACAACCUCUUCCUCUUCCAUCACCUCAGAUUCAGAGCGUGGCUAUUCUGAAGACUAUGGGGAGCUUUAAAGCAGGGACUACCAGUGGUCCUCUCAAUGCCUCUGGACCACUACCACUGCCUCCUUUGGGAACACUCCGGAACUUUUUGUACAAUGAACUUGCAGCUGCUUGCCACAAUUUCUCUCCAGAAUGUUGUAUGUCAGAAGGUCUUUCUUCCUUAAUGUAUAGAGCUUUCUUUGGGGAUGAUACUUCUGGCUCGAAAAAACUUGGAGCCACUGUUAUUCGCCUUCACCCCUCCACCCUGGGUUUGAGGGAAUUUGUGAAUGAGGUGAACACUAUUGCAUCUUUGCAACAUCCUAACCUCUGUAAAUUGAUUGGUUUCCAUGCACGUGAUGGAUCAGAACAAAGGAUGUUGGUUUACGAGAGGCUUUUCCAUGGAAGCUUAGACCGGCUUUUGUAUGGGAGAUCUGAUGGUCCCCCUAUUGAUUGGAAUGCCAGAAUGAAAGUUGCUUUGUGUGCUGCACAAGGUCUCACUUUCUUACACGAGGAAGGUCCUUUCCAGGCAAUGUUCAAUGAAUUGUCAACUGCCAAUAUACAGAUCGACAAAGAUUUUAGUGCAAGACUUUCAGGAUAUGGUUGCAUUAGCCACAUUCCAGAGACAGAGAUCUCCAACAGUUCAGUUGCAUUGGCAAACCUUUCAGUGGAGACCGUGGAGAGAGGACUUCUCACCCCCAAAAGCAAUGUGUGGAGUUUUGGAAUUGUGCUUCUUGAAUUGCUCACAGGCAGGAAGAAUCGUGAUAGCCGUCAUCCUAAGGAAGAGAGGAACCUAGUUAAGUGGAGCCGGCCUUUCUUGGCUGAUGAUUGUAGACUGUCACUGAUCAUGGACCCUCAGUUAAAAGGCCGAUUCCCAGCCAAAGCAGCUCGGACAGUGGCUGACAUAGCUCAAAGAUGUCUUCAGAAUGAUCCUUCAGGAAGGCCCACCAUGAGAACUGUUGUGGAGCAUCUGAAAACCAUACAAGACAUGAAGUAUUCAUGCCGGUUUCCAUUGCAAGAUCCAGGAACUAUUUCUGGAAAAAAUAUGUCAAGAUCUCCAAGCCUGAAUGGCAUCAUUACCCCCGUCCCAAGGGUUUGUUUCUCUCCAUCUCCAUCAACGACUAGACCAUCCAUUUCUCCGACAAGGGCACCACCGCCUCCGCUGCCAAUGUCUCUUCCUCCCCUAACUUGUUCCUCUAUUCUCUCCUUGUAGGGAAUUGAUCGACAGGAAAGCCGGAAGUCAUCAUCGUCAACAAGUCGGAGGGCUAGUGUUGAAGGAUUUUGAUUGUUGAUAGACUGCAUUCUUUGCUUUUUUUCUUGUUUGUUUAAGCUUUUUUGGUUGAUUUUACAUGAUAUAUAUAUGUAGAAGAGAAAGAUGUGGUUCUUCCACCUUCCCAUUCCUCAGUAAGAAAAUAUUGGGGACAAUAUUUUGUAGAUAAAGGCUACCCUUACUAAGUUCAAUUAGUUUUCUCCUGAUCGAGAAUGCUUGAUUGUUGAUAGACAGCAUUCUUUUUCUUCAGACUCCUGCUUGGAGAUCUCUCUCCUUUGUUAGCACAUGUGUUUCAUCUUCUUUGUUUGGUAGGGUAUGGUGUCUCUUCUCAGUUCUCCAUAUGGCUAUGUUUGAUGAUAUAAAGGUUUUUUUUUUUUUUUUUUUUUGAUACUAUUGGAGAUUGGUAAUACCAUAAGAUUAAAAUUGGAAUUUGUGAAUUUGUACUAUGUAAAGUAAGAGAUGAGAUUAUAAGUA
Camellia sinensis is the source of this 2483-nucleotide messenger RNA. RefSeq names its product putative serine/threonine-protein kinase PBL1. Lineage: Eukaryota; Viridiplantae; Streptophyta; Magnoliopsida; Ericales; Theaceae. The record is from RefSeq and is a predicted model, not a curated record. Gene Ontology annotation, molecular function: protein kinase activity; ATP binding. Gene Ontology annotation, biological process: protein phosphorylation.